UCUGUGUGCAGAACUGGCGCAAUGAGUGACAUAGUUUUAAGCAUCCAGACACUAAAAAAAUCCAACCGCAUAGAACAAUCCUGGUAAACAUCUGUUUUGGAAGAAAUUUCAUCAGGAGAGUUUUCUGCUCAACAUCAAGAUAUGCCACAGGAUGACCUUUCCUUCCAGAUUUGUGUUGAGCCUUGUAAAAGACAGCUGGGUGUAAGCCUGCGACCUGAUGACCCUGGGGAUCUUAGCCCUGGUGACGUCGACGGGCUGCGCGUCGGCCAACGCGCUGCAGUCGCUGACGGACGCCAUGCACAUCCCGCACCUGUUCGUGCAGCGCAGCACGGGCGGCUCCCCGCGCACGGCCUGCCAGCUCAACCCCAGCCUGGAGGACGAGGAGUACACCCUGGCCGCGCGCCCGCCCGUGCGCCUCAACGAUGUCAUGCUCAAGCUGGUCACCGAGCUGCGCUGGCAGAAGUUCAUCGUCUUCUACGACAGCGAUUAUGAUAUACGUGGACUGCAGGGAUUUCUCGAUCAGGCCUCCAGGCUGGGACUUGAUGUAUCCUUACAAAAAGUGGACAGGAAUAUCAGCAGAGUAUUUUCCAACCUUUUUACCACCAUGAAAACGGAAGAGCUGAACCGCUAUCGGGACACGUUGCGAAGGGCCAUCUUACUCCUGAGCCCACGGGGAGCCCAGACUUUUAUUAAUGAGGCUGUGGAAACCAACCUUGCAUCAAAGGAUAGUCACUGGGUCUAUGUAAAUGAGGAAAUCACUGAUAAUGAAAUAUUAGAGUUGGUGCAUAGUGCUCUGGGGAGGAUGACAGUUAUCCGGCAAAUUUUCCCUCUGUCAAGGGACAACAACCAGAGGUGCAUGAGAAACAACCACCGGAUAUCAUCCCUGCUGUGUGAUCCACAGGAAGGCUAUCUUCAGAUGCUGCAGGUUUCCAACCUGUACCUGUAUGACAGUGUGCUCAUGCUGGCCAAUGCUUUCCACAGAAAACUGGAGGACAGGAAGUGGCACAGCAUGGCAAGUCUGAACUGCAUGAGGAAAUCCACCAAACCUUGGAACGGAGGAAGAUCUAUGCUAGAGACUAUUAAGAAGGGCCACAUAACUGGAUUAACUGGUGUUAUGGAGUUCAGAGAAGAUGGAGCCAACCCCUAUGUCCAAUUUGAAAUACUGGGCACCAGCUACAGCGAAACAUUCGGCAAAGAUGUGCGGAGGUUGGCGACAUGGGACUCUGAGAAAGGACUGAAUGGCAGCCUCCAAGAGCGACGUCUGGGCAACGACUUACAAGGAGUGACACUCAAAGUGGUGACUGUCUUGGAAGAACCUUUUGUAAUGGUGGCAGAGAACAUCCUUGGGCAACCAAAACGAUAUAAAGGAUUUUCCAUUGAUGUCCUGGAUGCACUGGCCAAGAAUCUGGGCUUCAAGUAUGAGAUAUAUCAAGCUCCUGAUGGCAAGUAUGGACACCAGCUCCAAAAUAGCUCCUGGAAUGGCAUGAUUGGAGAACUCAUUAACAAGAGAGCAGACCUGGCCAUCUCAGCCAUCACUAUAACACCCGAGCGGGAGAGCGUGGUGGACUUCAGCAAGCGCUACAUGGACUAUUCUGUGGGGAUCUUAAUCAAGAAGCCCGAGGAGAAAAUCAACAUCUUCUCUCUCUUCGCUCCUUUCGACUUCGCGGUGUGGGCGUGCAUCGCCGCAGCCAUCCCCAUCGUCGGGGUGCUGAUCUUCGUGCUGAACCGGAUCCAGGCCGUGAGGGCGCAGAGCGCGGCGCAGCCCAGCCCGUCCGUGUCCUCCACCCUGCACAGCGCCAUAUGGGUGGUGUACGGGGCCUUCGUCCAGCAAGGGGGUGAGUCCACUGUCAAUUCUGUGGCGAUGCGCAUUGUAAUGGGAAGCUGGUGGCUCUUCACCCUUAUUGUGUGUUCUUCCUACACAGCGAAUUUAGCAGCAUUUCUCACAGUAUCAAGGAUGGAUAAUCCCAUAAGAACAUUUCAGGAUCUGUCCAAACAAAUGGAUAUAUCUUAUGGUACAGUCAGGGACUCAGCAGUGUAUGAAUACUUUAAAGCAAAAGGGACCAACCCUUUGGAGCAGGAUAACACAUUUGCUGAACUGUGGAGGACUAUCAGUAAGAAUAAUGGGGCAGAUAAUUGCGUAUCAAACCCUUCUGAAGGCAUCAGGAAGGCAAAGAAAGGAAAUUAUGCUUUCCUGUGGGAUGUGACAGUGGUGGAAUAUGCUGCACUGACAGAUGAUGAAUGCUCUGUGACAGUCAUUGGAAACAGCAUCAGCAGCAAAGGCUAUGGGAUAGCACUCCAACAUGGAAGUCCCUACAGAGAUCUUUUCUCCCAAAGGAUCCUAGAGUUGCAAGAAAGUGGAGAUUUGGAUGUUCUUAAACAGAAGUGGUGGCCACGGAUGGGACGUUGUGACCUGAAUAGCCAUACCAAUGCACAGACAGAUGGGAAGGCACUCAAGCUGCACAGUUUUGCAGGGGUUUUCUGCAUUUUAGCAAUAGGCCUUCUUCUUGCUUGCUUGGUGGCAGCAUUGGAGUUGUGGUGGAACAGCAACCGUUGUCAUCAAGAAACGCCGAAAGAGAGCAGAUACAGCAUGGGCAGCAGCAGUGCAAACUUCCCCUCAUUGCCCCACCAAUGUGCCUCAGCCCUGACCUGGAGAGACCACCUUUAGGGGUAAGAGAGUGGUUCAGAAACAUGUCCUCGGCCACUCUGCUGUGAGUGACGGGGAGGCCAGUCACGGGCACCCGGCUGUGCCACUUGUGGUGAUGUUUUCUCUGAUCUGAGCCCCCAUCCACUGGCUGGGAGACCCAUGUCCAUAUCCUGCACAGGCUCUGCAGCUGCCAGACGGCUGGUGGCUGCUCUCCUUCAUGGCUGACCUAGGCUGAGUUUGAAGAGGUACACAAGCAAUUAAAAAUAAAUCAGCUAGUUAAUAAUUGAAUAAGCCAUAUUGCCAUGACACUGUUUAAAUGCUUCCUUUCCUUUGAAGUCAGUUUUAUUUCUAAAAGUAGGAGCCUCUGAGGAAGCUGACCUUCAUAUAACAAGUUUUGUCUAGGAAAUUGUAUCUGAGAAGUUCUUGGGUUUGAAGUUUCCAUGCACAGCAGCCAGCAGUAGUUAGCAAUGCUAAGGUAGAAUAAUCUAUUCUCAGAUCUGUCUUGCAUGAAGCCUGUAUUUGUUUACAAAGAUUAAAUGUUUAACAAACUAACCUCUUGUAAUUUUGGAGACAUCGAGGCAUUUGUAGGUGCUUUCAUCUUGGAACAGAUGUUUGUUACAAGCAAACAAUAGCAUGUGAGCUGUGCUACUACACUACAGCUGGAAAAUAGUACAUAGCCCACCAAUUCUAAUCUCUCUUUCUCAAGUUGCAGGAGCAGUAGACUAAUUGACAUACCUGUCACCUGUAAGCAAUUUUGGAAAAUUGGAAACCUGGUCUAGUGGAUGGUGUCCCUGCCUGUGGCAGAGGGGUUGGAAUUGGGGAUCGCCAAGCUCUCUUCCAACCCAAAAAAGUUCUCUUCCAUAUCCUGUGAUUUUGCCCUGCUGCCUGGUUGAAGUUGCUCCUGUUGUGACUCCAAAAGUUCCCCCACAUAAGUGUUGUGACAGCCUGAAGCCCAGCAGCAGGUGUUGCACUGCACACGGUGAAAUCCUGCAGGGCAAGCGCAGGGAUGCUUUCCAAAGUCCUCAUGCUGUGUGCACAAGCACUUAUCUGGCCAUAGUAUGUGGUGUGUUCCCUUCUCUAUGCUCAGGGACUUGCCUUUGUGUAUCUUUCUAGAGUGAGAUGAGAAUAUGACCUAAAGGCAGUUUCAUAUAGCUAAGGUGAAGUAAUUGGCUCUUUUUUUUGCAAGGAGUUUUGAACACUCAGUUUCCAUUGCUGAAAAAGAAUCUGUCUUCCCAAGUUUAAAUAUUUUCUUUUUCACCCAUCCCCUUCCUUUCUUAUUUUAAUAACUCAAAGAAGGAUUAUUGCAUAUCUGUGUCUACCCCACCCCAUCUUUUCUUCUUUUCUCCCUUUCCCAUCCUUCUCCUCCUCUUUCCCUCCAGGUUGUUCUCAAUGAAGAUUGCUCUUGUAUGUCUGUAGUGCUCUUUGGCAGUUUCUUUGUCAAACAUAGAAUACUUUUAACCCUCUGUGUUUUCAGGUAAACUGAAGUUACUCCCAUGGUAGAGCUGUGCUUGGGGAGAUCACUGUCUGUGGGGCUGGGCCUGCCCUUGGAGCAGAACUAGGCUGGGUUAGAGGCAAAUUAAACUUAAACAGUGCAUGGACAGCUUCCAGAAAGAUCAGUGAGGGGGUUGCUGCCAGGAGAGGGGGAACAGAGUCAGCAGGAGUCCUGGCACAGCAGGUGUAAAGGCUGAAUGAGGAGGUGCAUGUUCCCAGUGAGAGAGCACAGGGCUGGGCCGAGCCAGCUGGAGGAAGGUGUACGGAGGGUAUGGGAGGAUGGGCUGGAAUGAGGGGUCCCAUGAAGGGAACAGCCAGGUGCAAUGCCAGGCAGCCAGAUGGAGGCACCUUUGGGUCAAUCAGAGCAGCCACAGGGAAGGGUGAUAGUUGCCCAGAGCCAGGGACAGGCAGGAUCCUCAGGAACCCUCUGCCUAGGACAAUGGCCACAUUGCUCUGGCCCUGCUGCACACCAGGGAUUGGGGGCUCUUGUCACAGUGACCACAACAUCCACUCAGCUAAAUUAGUAAAUGAAUGUAGCAGUAUUUCCUGGCAGAUUAGUGGCCUGAUGUAUUUAUGUACUACCAGUGAGGAGGAUUGAAGUGGGACAUCCGAUGGCUACUGCAAUUAAGGUAGGAACACAAGUUUUGAAAGAGAUGGUGAAUAUAGGUUGAAGGUUUUUGACGUGUUUAGAAGAACCAACUUUCAAAACUAUGGGAAGGACAGGAUCCAGGGCUGAGGGGGAGUCUUGGGUUCUCCUCUGUUUGAUCCAGGAGCAGUGGCUGAGCCUGGCAUAGGGCUCAGCUAAAUCAAAAGCACAAGGAGGAGUGUGUUCAGGACAGCUCAUUGCUAGCACUGUGCAUUAACCAGCAUUUCUACAGCAAGAGCUAUGAUGGCACAGCUACAGGAUGAGUAGCAUAGACCAAACAUUAAAAUCUGCCUUUUAGCUGCUUCUGGUACUCCAGCCAAGUCAUUAGUUCAGUAAGAGAUGCAAACUCAAGUGAUGCUGCUGAUUUUCUUCUGCUUUUAGGAAGGCUUUGGCAAAACGCAAGUGUUGUGAUAUCACCUAAAAGUUGUGGGAACUGGGAUGUCUCUCAUCCACUUCCUUCUGUGAAGCAGAGCUUGUGGAGGGUAACAGAAAAGGCUAAUUUUCUUGCAGUCUGAGAUAGACUUUGAUGUUGCCUAUGAGGCAAAGAGAAAGUGGCAACAUUGGGCUACUGUAGCCCUCACCCUGUUAGGAGCUUUAUAAAUCCCUUGGAAAAAAUUCUAUUGGAACCAGAAUUGAACAAGGAGUUCUCCUGACUUAUGAAGCCCUUGUGUUGCAUUCUCACUUUGACAUGACUUACUUGGUUGGUUGUAUCAUGUCAACAAUUGCCAACUCAAAAAAAAAAUAAAUUUUGGGACGAUGAAUAUACAGCUACUAUGGCAGAUUUAUGACAGAGUUGGGUGGCAUGCAGCUUGCUGGAGAGAGAGAAAAAGCAUUUUUUAGAGACUCUUACUUUUUAUGUUGAGGGUCUGUGAAGUCCGUGGCUAGAAAAAUGUUCAUUGCCUUCAUUGGCAUUGGAGUAAUAUUUUCAGCUGACAUUAAAGUGGUGUUUUUUGCCAGUUUGUUAUCUUUGCUUUUUCCAUUUUGUAUUCCUUAGGCUUUUUUGGAGGUUAGGCUGAACCAAUACACUGAUGUCAACGGACUCAGAUGUCUGCAUGGUAUAAAUCACAGCUCUUAAUUACACUGAGUGUGAAGAAUGUAGGAUUAACUAUGAGACGAACAGAAGCCUGUCUUUUGAAACCCAACAACAUUACUUGGAUGUUGGUAUUAACCUGAUCUACAUUUGUAGACUUCAUAGGAAGUGUUAUGUCAAGGAGAUGCUGCUUCCAAUUAGAAUUUUUUUACAUUUUUCACACAUGAAAAAACAUAACCCCACAAAAAUUAUUAAAAAAAAUAGUAUUGUUCCUAUGCACUAAGUCAGUUCAUUAAGAAAAACCUCCAGGAAAGAUGUAUUACCUUUAUUUUUCCGUGUUGCCAUUGGUUCACGAUUUUAUCUUUCAAGAAAUAGUGAAAUUUCUUGCUAGAAGAGCAAAUGCUGGGUUGGUCUUUUUUGGGAUAUUGAUACAAGAUAUUUUGAUUCUAUUUGAUGGAGAUUUGUAAAAAUGUUCCUAAUGAGUUCUGCUGUACAAAUUUUAAUGUUUUCCCUAUUUAAUCCUUAUCAGAUCAGAUUAACAAAAGAAAGAUUAGCUCCAGCAUCAGGAAAAAAUAUACUGCUGCAACACCAUGCCACAUUCUUCUAUUAGGGCUCAAGUUUGCAAUCUUUUCAAGAUGGAAAAUAUCUGGUAAUGUUAAAAUUGCCUUAUUACUUUCUAACUCAGAAAAACUUGCACUAGGUCAUCUUUUUCCAAAGAGAUAUUCUGGAAUUUGUAAUCACCCUCUACUCAUUGUUAGCACCCAGCCAUCCAAUACCCACAGUGAAACUGAGCCAGCUCAUACAUCUAUCUCUGUGUUAAAAUCUUGAAUUUACACAGCUGCUGCUUAGCCUGAAAUACUGAUUCCUAAUCUUUUGAUUUCUAUAAGCUUCAGAAAAUUAGGGAGUUGUGAAAAAUUAAUAUUUAUUCUUGAGUUUUUGUUCAGUCACUUUAUGUCCCUGUUAAAUGACUCAGCAAUCAGAUACAGUUACUAAAACCUGGUACCAUAUAAAUGUCGACCUUUUGACAGUUGCCUCUGGAUUUCUUUAACUUUUUGUGUGAGUCCUAUGCAUUUAUUUAACAAUAUCAGUAAGCCAUAAUGUAAUUUGAAUCAUUUAACAGCCAAGGGCUUUGCCACAUCAUCAGAUUGUUGGUAUCUUCUAUCCCCUUUGAAAGGAUGAAAGGCAGUUUUCACAUCUUUGUUGUCACUAUGAUCCAGUGUGGCUGCUUCCUGCAAUGGGCUCCCCAGCAUCCUCUGUGCUUUAUCAGCUGUGCCUUUGUGUGAUGUGCUGUUCCUCUGAAGAGUAUUACUUCUGAGAUCUCAUCAGAACUGUGAAGAAAGCAUUCCUAGUUCAUCCAUACACUACAAAACAAUGGAAACUUAUAUGCAAAGAUAAAAUAUCCUACUAUUCAUGGAAAGAAAGUUAAAUUCUCAUAUUUUUCACUGUGCAUGAGAUUUUUCACUAAGAAAUUAAAAGGCAAGCCCAUGUUAAACAAAAUUAGUCAUUUGUGCAGGAUGCUUUUUUGUUUUCUGGGAUCUGAUACUUGUAUCUCUCAUAAGUAGUGAAAUUGAUUCACUUAUAUUUGAUGUAGCUCUUGAGAGACAAUGUUAGAAUGACCCUAAGAAAUUCUGGGUUUGAUUCUUUCUUUGCACAGAUAAUAUAUAUGUUUAAUCAAAUAUCUAUUUUUCCAAACCAGCUGUGCUAUUCCUAGUGAUCUGAGUGUUUCAGAGACUGGACCCAGUGUGUUUGGGAAUCUGUAGUGCAAGAAGAUUUGGGGGUUUUACUGGUUAAGGCACAGCAUAGUUUUCCACCUCCUGUGUUGCUUCUAGUCAUUGUCUUUAACUUGUGUCAAAUUUAUAAUUCAUUAACAAUCAGUCUUCCCAGCUUAGGUUGUGAUUUCUUUCCUUUCUUAUGCUUCUGCAAAAUCAUUUUAUUCAAUAGACUCUUUUCCCUUUUCUGUUCUUUUUAUUUUUUAAUUAUUAAAAGGUGGCAGCAUUUAAUUUACUGUUCAGAGUGGUAAGGGUCUUGUGUACUAGUAACAGCACCUUAUAAUUCCUAUUUCCUGCUACUCCAUGCUUAAUAAUGUCUUGAAUCUCAAAAGGUCUAGACUCUGUGAGCUUUAUGAGAUUGUGGGAGGUAGCAAAAUUAUUCUAAAAAUUGUCACAAGUAUUUUAUCAGUACACAGUGUGAAGGAAAAAAAAAAACCCACCUAUAUCUCUGGCCAGGGAAGCCUUUUUGUGAUCUGCCUUAAACUCCCUCACUUCUGUGUCCACUGAUGUGCAAAUUCCAGCCUACCUCAGAAAUCCAUUCUUCCAGUUUUAGCCGUCAUGAAAGUUACCCACUAAGACUUCUUCUGGCAUUAGAAGAGCAGGAAUCCCAGUGUACCUUACAAAUGGAAAAAGGAGCUGGCAGACACGAGGCCAAUGGGUCCAGUUUUGUCACUGCUAAGAAUUGUGAUCUGUACUGUGUUCAUCUCACUUUAGUUCUCCAGCCAGACACUAUUCCAUGGCAGUCAAGGCUUCUGUACCUUUGGCAUGGUGUCAGCAGUGUUGGUUUUGAUUAUUAAAGAGUCUCUUGCUUUCACCAUUAUUUUCACUUUCCUUGUCUUUCCUUGUCACUUCAUUUACCUUGUCUCCUUUGUGGUCUUAUCUUUUUAUGUGAUAAUUUUAUUUGCCCCAAGAUGGUUCCUUUUGAGAGUGAAAGGAAACAUGAGAUCAUCAAAUCGAUAUUUUAUUUUCCCUUCAUUGCAUGUUCUCUAUAUUUUAUCUUGUUUUUAUUUUAAAUUAUUUUUUCUGUAUUUUAAUGACAUGUCUGAAAUCUUUGUACAUUUUUUGCUCAGUUGCAUAUAAAUUAUCAUUUGUUUGUACUACUGUAUUGUAUUCUACUUUUCUAAGAAUAAAUAAAGGUUUGUUUGGGGAAAAUAAAUCACGUAAACAUUGGCAAAAUAAUGCAUUUUAAUGCCAUCUAGAAAUUCCGUUUCAAACCGGCUUUGAAUGUAAUAAGCUGAGGAACUUCAUUUAACUAGCGUUUUUAAAUCAGCAAAGAGCUGUUAGGAAUCAGUCAACCCAGAAUGCAAAGUUUAAGGUUGUUUGAUGAUAAAGUAUAAGCUGGGAGAACCAGUCCAAAAAAAAAAAAAAAAAAAAAAA
Molecule: messenger RNA, 8957 nt
Organism: Cyanistes caeruleus (blue tit)
Lineage: Eukaryota; Metazoa; Chordata; Aves; Passeriformes; Paridae
Source: RefSeq, a predicted model, not a curated record